Messenger RNA from Centruroides sculpturatus (bark scorpion), 468 nucleotides. RefSeq lists its product as uncharacterized. The transcript has 4 exons. Lineage: Eukaryota; Metazoa; Arthropoda; Arachnida; Scorpiones; Buthidae. The coding region runs from base 1 to 393 and encodes 130 amino acids. The record is from RefSeq and is a predicted model, not a curated record.
AUGUUCAGGUUUAUUUUUAUAAUUAUUAAAGAGCUUCUUAGAAGAAAUAAAUGUUGCGUAAGGUUCACGGCUUUUAUAUUUAUUUUUCUUAUCAUAUUAAUUGCUGUGUUAAGUGCAAGAGAGAAAUAUUCCAAAGAGACGGAAAAACUGUUAACUCUAAUUUUAUCAGAAGCAUUUGACUGUUGCAAUGCCGUUAAGAACGAACCUUUUAUUGCUUUAUCUUCUGAACAUCUUAUGCAAGCCAUUGCAUUACUUAAAUAUUUGAAUAAAGAAACAAUAUGUGGAAGAGAAAUGGGUGUUGAAACGAAGUUUGAUAUAAUAAAACCUUGGUCGUGGAAUUUUUGUGUCGAAGGCGAUUGUAAUAUCAAAGGAGUAUGUUUUAUUAUUGAGUGACUUUAAAAAAUUUUUAUAUUCUUAUCUUAACGCGGGAGAUACGUUCCUAGAUGACAAAGCGUUAAACGAAACAGC